AUGGGACGAAGAGUGCAAAUAUCCAACUCGGCCGUCAGCUCAGCUCUCAUCCGAGAAGAACUUGGGGCCCAACAUCUGAUAUUCUACACGUCAAAAGCUCUCCUCGAUGCAGAGACUCGCUACCCGAAAUUGGAGAAGCUCAUUUUGGCCCUUGUGGUUUCUGCGAGAAAGCUGCAACCUUAUUACCAAGCUCAACAAGUCAUCGUCAUGACCGACUUUCCCUUGAGAUCAAUCCUCCACAGCCCUGAUGCUUCUCAGCGACUCAUGAAGUGGGCUAUAGAGCUAAGCCAAUACGACCUCCUCUACCGGCCGAAGACUGCAAUAAAAGCUCAAGCCUUAGCAGACUUUGUUGCAGAAUUCACACCAUCAGCCGAAGAAGAGAAGCUGGUUAGCAAAAAGAAGGAAAGUUCGAGAGCAGAUAAGACCUCCACUGAACCUGACCAACCCAGAGACAUGUGGCAGUUGCACAAAGAAGCUGGAGCAGGCGUCGUCAUCAUCACCCCAGAUGGAACUCUGCUAGAGCAAGCUAUCACGCUUGGCUUCUCAGCUUCAAACAACGAGGCAGAGUACGAGGCAUUACUCACUGGCUUGCGCUUGGCAAAGGAGCUAUCAAUCAAAAAGUUGGCCAUCUACUCAGAUUCCCAGCUGAUCACAAGUCAAGCCUCAGGAGAAUACAUGGCGAAGCACCCGAGGAUGAUCUUGUACCUUGACAAAGUCCAAGAGUUGUUGAAGGCGUUUCCCACCUUCACCAUCCAGCAAGUUCCCCGAGCAGAGAACGCGCACGCAGAUGCACUAGCAAGCUUAUGA
Messenger RNA from Prunus armeniaca (apricot), 807 nucleotides. The record is from the annotation of a GenBank genome assembly. Lineage: Eukaryota; Viridiplantae; Streptophyta; Magnoliopsida; Rosales; Rosaceae.